AUGACUACAGAAGUCAUCCCUACAACUCCAAUAGUCCACCCGGUAAAGGAUGAAGUUAUAUUAGACACUUGCUUAGGCAACGACGACUUUUCUUCAGUCGAAAAACUUUCGCCAGAAAUAGAACUUAACCGGGAUGAUAUUUUGGAGGAAGCUCAACCACCACCCCCAUAUUCACAAACAUGUUCACUUUGGGACGAAAUGAGUAUAGAACAAUUAUUAGAAAAAAGUAGAGAAAUUACGCAAGUUGAAUCUUUAUUACAAACUAUUUUGAGUGAUCAAACUUUUGCCAUGCAUGAUUUAAGAUCACAAUUAUCAGACGAAGAAGUUAUGAAACAAGUAGUUACUGUGAAGGCUCUUACCGAAAAUAUUAUUGCUAGUAAAACUGAUGCAACAACAAAACCUUCAAUAACUUCGACUCUUGAUAUAAAAGUUUCCGAAGAGAAAUCAUCUGUUCGUUCAAUACCUGAUGAAUUUUGUUUUAAUAAUCCUACACCAGCAUUAUCCGCAAAUCUUACAACUCCUUCUAAUAAUUUGUCCAUUUCUCAACAACCUUCUCGUGUUCCUUCUCGUACUACUUCUCGUACUCCUUCUCGGGCUCCAUCAAGAGCUUCUUCACGUCCCCCUUCAAAAUCUGAUUCACGUGCUGUAUCUCCAAAUCGUACUUCGUCUCGUUCUUCUUCAAAACAAAAACGAGAUCAAUCUGUAUCUACCGUACCAAAUUCUCUUAAAAAUGAUAAAAUUGAUGAAAAUCCUAAAAUCAAUGAAGAUGACGACGAGGAAGAAGGUUCUGGUGAUACUUCUUUAGAUAGAAUGAAUGUCUUACUAAAUUCACUCAUUAAUGAAGCUACCGAAGCUGUGGAAACUCCUAUUAAAGGACGUGAAAAGAAGUUACGAAGAACAUCAAGUUCAAAUCAACCAGGUUUUGAUUUUUCGGAUAUUCUUAAUGAACUUGAUGCACUUGAAGAAGAGGAUGAAGAAGAGGACAAAUCAUCAUCAAGUCGAGGACUUAAAAGAGAGAAAGUACACGAACGAGCAAAGAGUAAAAAUGUAGAUAACUUUGAGGGUUUUGAAAAUAAAAUGCUUGAAAUUGGUCAAAGUUUAGAGGCCUUUGGUCAUCUUGUAGAUGAAAUUACAACCGAAGAAUCAAUGGUACAAGAAGAUUAUGGUCUUCAAUAUUUAGAUUCAACUGCAGAUCUUAUAAAAAAUCCCAGUGAAAAUCUAGCAGAUUUGGAUUAUUUUGCCCAACAAUGUCGUAUUCUUACACGUGCAUUUAUCCUUCCUUUCUUAUGGGCUACCAAUAACUUUAUGUCUGAAUCACUUCAAACCACUGAUAAUAUAAAUAAUUCAAGAGGAAUAAAAAGAACACUUCGAACCUUUAUGAAUCUUAUGUAUUGGACAUUUUUGUUUACACUUGGAUCUUUGGUAUUAGAUGCAUGGUUAUGUGAAGUUGCAGGAAGACAAGUAAUUAGAAUGGUUGAUUCAUUAAAACCAGCUCAACCAUUUGGAAUGAUUUAUGAAGAUGGUGAUUAUAAGAUAAGGAAAUUUGAAGAUGAAGAAUUAAUUAGUGAUGAUAGUGAUGAAUUGGAAAUUGUGGAUAUAGAUAGUAGUGAAGAUGAGGAAAGUUAUAUAGAAUAUGAUAAUGAAGAAGAUCUAGCUCAUUUAUUAAGACAAAAAAUUACUAAUGAAUGGUUAAAGCGUGCCGGACACGAGAAAAAUAUCUUUGAUAAUAAAGAUAAUAAUUAUGCGAAAAACAAUAUAGAUAACGUGUCCACCUUAAUUGAAAAAUCCGAUAUACUAGAAAAUACUUUUGUUACUUAUAAAAAAACCCCUACAAUGAUCAAUAAAACCAAAAAUAUACGACAAGUCAAACGUGUUGUACUUCGAAGACCUAAACGUAAUGGACCUUUUGGUGGUAGUGAUGGAUUCUUGGUAACUAAAACUCAUAAAAUAAGAACACGAAAUAUGACUAAUCAAAAUAUUCAAAAUAUGAAUCUAAAUAAAAUUAAUAGAAAUAUGGGUCAUAAUAGAAAAUCAGUUUCAAUUUCAAUUUCUAAGAAUCAAAGUUCUAAAUCACUUUCUCAUUCUAAAAGGUCAAGACGUUUUAGUAUAUAG
Diversispora eburnea is the source of this 2112-nucleotide messenger RNA. NCBI's taxonomy places the organism in Eukaryota, Fungi, Glomeromycota, Glomeromycetes, Diversisporales, Diversisporaceae. The record is from the annotation of a GenBank genome assembly.